AUGAAAGAGAAUAAGUCAUGUUCAAAGGAUAACCUGAUUAUUCCUGUUGCACCAGGUGCAUCCAAGUUGGGGCCAACACUUCUAUCUAAUUUCUACAAAGUAACACCGUCGCUGCUCCUCUGCUUCGGACUUCCACUUUGGAGGGAAGAAAGCAUGUGUGAUACAGAUGCUUAUGCCAGUGAUGUAGCUGAAAAUCCAGACCCUGAAGCUGAUGCUGACGCCUUAUGUGGAGAUGAGCUAGCCCACAGUGAUGAAGCAGAAUCAGAUAUAAGGGGAGGGCAUGAACAUAAUGAAGUUGAAGAGAACCAGAGCCAGCAUGUUGACCACAAUAGCAACUUACAAAAUGGGGACCAAGAUGAAGCUAGGAAUCACUUACAAGUUUUUGCUCAGCCAUUAUUGGAUGUAGCCACAGUGAACCAAAGACCACAUCCUAACCCUAACCCUGUGCAUGCUGAGGAUAACAAUGAUAAUGACCAAAUAUGGCCAGAGAUUACAGGAGAAAACAAUAGAAUUGGUGGGGAUGGUGGACUCGAAAAUGCAUCCAUUGCCAUUAAAUUUUUAGAACUGAAAAAGAAGUUACAAUUAGCAAACACGGAAUUAGCUGCCAAAGAAGUCCAAAUUAAACAACUUGAAACAAAGGUUCUUUCUCAGACAGACCAAAUUGAAGUAAUUAAGAUGGAGAGGAAUUCCUACCGUAAAGAAUUGGACACGUGCCAAGGAAAUGAUUUAUACUUGCCACAGAUCAAAGCAUUGGAGAAUAGCCUUGUUCAGAAAGAUACUGAAAUCCGAGCCAUGAAAGACAAAUUAGCUGCUCAAGAGGUUACUGCCAAAAGGACAAUGGCAAAUAUGCAGAGUGAACACAAAGCCCAAAUGGACCAGAUGGCAAAAAUGUGUGAGGAUAGCAAACGAGAGAAGGAAUCAAUGGUCAUGAAAUUUGCUCAAGCUGAGCAUAAAGGUCUUGACAUGCAGAAAACAACAGAAAAACUUGAGACUCGUCUCAAAGAUGUCCUCAAGGAUAAGGACAUCCUUUUGGGUAAAUUGAGCAGUCUCCGAGCAGAAAGGCAAAAAAUCGUUUCACGAUUGGACAACAAGGCAUCAGAGUACGGCUCUCUGCAACGGGAGCUAGAAAAGCAGAAAGAGCUUGUCUCAACCAUUGAAAAUCGCAUGAAAUGGACUCAAAAUAAGCUGUCUGCUGAAAUUGAGUCGCAUAAGGAAACAAAAGUCAUGCUGCAAACAGCUAACACGAAACUGAAGGAAUCCAAAGAAGAGUGUGAACAGAUACGAAGAGAUUGUCAGGAUAUCAUCAAAACCUAUCAGGAAUCAGAAGAAAUAAAGUCAAAUUCUUUGGAUAAUCAGUUGAAAGCAAAAGAGAGUGAGCUUAAAGUGCAGGAACAAGAAAAAAAUGAUCAGCAGGAGAUUCACAGUUUGGUUGUGAAAGAGCUGGAAUCUCUGAAGGUGCAGCACAAAGAUGUCUUAGAAGAGCUGAAGACUAUGAAGGAUAAGGUUACCUGUCUUGAAGAUGAGUGUCGUGACAAAGAAGACACUCUUUCCAAAUUUAAAGAUGUCCUUCAAAACCAGAAAGCUAGGAUUAAGGAACUCCGUACACGGCUCAAAGAACUGGAGGACAUCAAAAGUGAUUAUGAUAGAGGCCAGGUGGAACUUUCUGAAAUGGAAAAAACUCUGCAAGAACAAAAACAAAUAUGCAAAGAUAUUGAGGCAGACAUUGAAUCAUGUAAAAAGAGAGAAUCAGAGCUGCUGGAACUUACAUCUAAUCUGAGUGCCAAAAAUGCUCAGCUACAAUCAGACAAUAUUACUGUAAGUAACAAGGUGCUUUCAUUAGAAGAUAGUUGUAACAGUAUGAAGCUAAGAAUUCAGGAAUUGGAAACAAAAUCACAAGAAUUACAUAAUGAUUUGAUUGAAGAAAAACAAAAACGCCAAGAAGAAACAACUUCUUUGGCUGAGCAGUUACAUGACAAAACAAAAGCAGUUGAAGAGUUAAGUGUUCAGCUGGAAGAAGAAAAAGAUGAUAUGCGUACACUAAAACGGAAACAUGCAAACAACAUUAAAGAUUUAACACGGCAACUCACCCAAUCUCGGCGGAAACUUGAAACUUAUGAAAAUACAGGAGAGAAAGACAGCACAAGUCUUGGUUCGCGAACAAGUUCAAAUGGCUCUCUGAACACAUUGGACAGUAAUGUUAUACACCGAAAUGGCAAUCCUGAUCAGGAAUACCCAGUUAUUACAGAGCAAGUUGAGGUUGACAAACAGGUUCUUAUUGAAAGGAUAGUGAAAUUACAAAAGUCACAUGCACGCAAAAGUGACAAAAUUGAAUUCAUGGAAGACCACAUUAAUCAUUUGAUUGAUGACAUUCAAAGAAAAAAACGGAUUAUCCAGAGUUAUGCCUUGAGAGAAGAAGUUGGUGUCCUCGCACCAGAAUAUAUGGAUAAAAACAAGGUGGUUGUGCCUUCUAGGACUGAUGUUAAGGCCGUUCUGUCCAGGAAGGGUGGCAUCAUGGCUUCCCUCUAUAACUCCCAGCCUGCUGACCAAUCAAUGACUCUUGACCUUUCAUUAGAAAUCAACAGUAAACUGCAGUCUGUGCUGGAAGACACUUUGUUAAAGAACAUAACCCUGAAGGACAGCCUUGAUACACUUGGCAAGGAGAUUGCUCGCCUCUCUCAAGAAAACAGACAGCUUCAGUUGCAGCUUCAAAACAACAAAUGA
Messenger RNA from Acanthosepion pharaonis, 2721 nucleotides. NCBI's taxonomy places the organism in Eukaryota, Metazoa, Mollusca, Cephalopoda, Sepiida, Sepiidae. The record is from the annotation of a GenBank genome assembly.